AUGGAGCAAUCGGGAUGGAGCGUCAGAAAAAUCAAAAAGCAAGUCAAGUACAUCUCCAGAAAUACCAUUAAUUUCCAUCAUAUUAUUUUGCCAUCAACAACCCCGAAAAGCUCUCAGACAGGCGACCCCUCGCAUCAGAAGCCCCAGGACUCCGAGUCCGUGAUGAUGACGCUGCACUGGCUGAGCUUGAACUGGAUUUUUAAUUGGCCUAGUCCAUUGAGUGCUCCAUUUGCUGGCACCCCACUUGUGCACCCAUCUGAUAUCUGUAGGCCGAGGUGCGAGUGGGGCGACAUGGAGGACAGAUGGCCAACGAUAAUGGACAGCUGAGAUUUGCACUCGGAUAGCAGUAACUGUGGAAACAAGUUUGAAUUGCAAAUGAGUGAAUUGCAGAUGAACUGGGAAUUUUCCAAUUGCUAUUUGAAGAACUAAAUGGACUUUACGCAGUGUGAAGGUCUUCACGAGGAAACCUUGAUUGUUUAAUAUUGGUGAAAGACUUCUCUCUGAAGAUUCUCGGAUGAUUAAUUGGGAAAUGUUUCAGAAGUGGAAAAUUAAACUUGAAAACAAAAU
Molecule: messenger RNA, 567 nt
Organism: Drosophila rhopaloa
Lineage: Eukaryota; Metazoa; Arthropoda; Insecta; Diptera; Drosophilidae
Exons: 3
Coding region: 1-327 (108 amino acids)
Source: RefSeq, a predicted model, not a curated record